AUGCGAUUUAGUAAGGAGAGGCAGCCGGAAAAUUAUUACGAGAAUAUAUUAAUAUGGUUUUUACCAAUUGAUUCUCCAGAAGAUUUAAAAACGGGAGAUUCGUAUCAGCAAUUUUAUGAAAUUGAGGGUUUUCUGGAUGUUGCUGACAAUACAACUGAAAGAGUUAAACCUGUUGUUGAUGAGAAUACGGCAAAGUACGAGACGUACAAUGCAGACUUAGAGGCAAUGGAAGAUACAUUUCGAGAAGUAGCAGAGGCGAGUGGGAUUGAAGAAUGGGCGUUACUGGUAUAUAGAAAAGAUCAUGUGAGUGAACAAUUACGCGAAUCAAGAAAUGAGGAAAAUGCUGAUCUUAAUACCAUGUUUCCGAAUAAAGUUGUGAAACCUUCAACAAAUUUAGACCAAAUCAAACAAGUUAUUGUUCAGGACAAGGACGGUUUGAAUUUACUGAGAACAAGAAAUGAGGAACAGCAAGAUGUAUUCUACUAUGUUCGCAACUGGUAUCUUCGUGAACAGUAUUUAAUGGAUGUUGAACCAAGAAAUGAAAAACACUGUUCUAGUUGUUCUCUGGUUCCAGUAGAGCAAGUUUGA
This is a messenger RNA of Didymodactylos carnosus, 588 nucleotides long. The record is from the annotation of a GenBank genome assembly. NCBI's taxonomy places the organism in Eukaryota, Metazoa, Rotifera, Eurotatoria, Philodinida, Philodinidae.